CUCAACUUCAUCUCCUUUCUUGAUUUUCCGGCCGUUUAGAAGACAUGGCAGCUGCUUCCCAAGCUUUUCUCUUGCUCGCCGCAGUUUUCACGUCCAUGGCGGCCGUUGCCAUGUCUAGCCGGCCCAACUUCGGUAACUGGGGCAACUGGAAACCCCCCGGCGCCGGCGGCUUUAACAAAACCAACUGCCCCUUCACUCACCCCAACACCACCCACACUUCCAACGAAAUCACCGUCGGCGGCCCUGCGCACUGGCAGUUCGGCGUUAACUACAUCGACUGGGUCGCCAAGAACGGCCCCUUCUUUGUUAACGACACUCUCGUGUUCAAGUUCGAUCCUCCGAAUGCGACCACCCACGCACACAGCGUUGUCCUGCUGCCAAACUUGCGGGCGUGGAUGAAGUGCGACGUGAGCAAAGGGAAGAAGCUCGCCACGCCGACUCAAGGCGGCGGUGAAGGGUUCAAGUACGUGUUGAAGAAAUGGCAGCCGUACUACUUCGCCUGCGGAGAGAAAGAGGGCUUCCACUGCAACAAUGGCACCAUGAAGUUUGCUGUCAUGCCUAUGAUGGGCCGUUUCCAUUAGAUCGACGGCGACCGGUGAUCCGUUACUCUUAACUUACAUCGUCGGAGCAAAAAAAUACUGAAUUUGGGUGCUUUAGCUUUUUUUUUUUUUCUCUGUGUUUAAUGAAGACAUAGCUAGUGAGAUGAAACGGUUGUUGUAAUAAUGAGAGAUUUGUCUUUCACUGUACUGUGGAGAGGAAUUCAUUUGCAUUUGAAAUUAAAGGAAACUUUUGUUGAUGUUUUGUACCAAAA
Molecule: messenger RNA, 811 nt
Organism: Ipomoea triloba (trilobed morning glory)
Lineage: Eukaryota; Viridiplantae; Streptophyta; Magnoliopsida; Solanales; Convolvulaceae
Exons: 2
Coding region: 45-581 (178 amino acids)
Molecular function (GO): electron transfer activity
Source: RefSeq, a predicted model, not a curated record